AUGACGACGUCGACGAGGGAGCAGCUGGUUACGAUCCGCUUACUAGCGACGGUCGUUUUGGCGACGGUACUAGUAGUGCAAGAUUCUACGGCAAUGGUGACGAUUCAUGUCACGAACAAGUUGAGCAGCAAGACACUGAUAGUGCAUUGUGGAUCGAGAGAAGACGAUCUCAGAGCGCACACCGUGGAGAUCGACGACGAUUUCGAGUGGAGUUUCGAGCCGAAUGUGUUUUUCACGACGCUUUUCUCGUGCAAUUUGAGGGUGGAAGGUAGGCGGCUUUCUUUCGUAGCGUAUGAUCAAGGGAGCGACGGAGCUAAAUACCAUUACUGGGUUGUCUAUGAUCGUGGGCUUUAUGGGAAGAGAAGCAGUACCGGCGGUGAAAGGUUGAUGGGUAAAUGGAACUGA
Molecule: messenger RNA, 405 nt
Organism: Linum tenue
Lineage: Eukaryota; Viridiplantae; Streptophyta; Magnoliopsida; Malpighiales; Linaceae
Source: the annotation of a GenBank genome assembly